Messenger RNA from Cynoglossus semilaevis (tongue sole), 4535 nucleotides. RefSeq names its product integrator complex subunit 6 (gene ints6). Bases 653 to 3115 code for a protein of 820 amino acids. The transcript is spliced from 17 exons. Gene Ontology annotation, biological process: snRNA 3'-end processing. Lineage: Eukaryota; Metazoa; Chordata; Actinopteri; Pleuronectiformes; Cynoglossidae. The record is from RefSeq and is a predicted model, not a curated record. Gene Ontology annotation, cellular component: integrator complex.
CAGCGCGGACACAGGCAGUAGAUGAGCACAGUGCACUAAAAUGCUCGGGAUGCUCGGGAAAAAGACGAAAGCGUCGCCAAAUGUUGAUUCUUUAAGACAAAAUACAUCUAAGGAAUAUUUUCCUCACAUUCCUGCCUCUCGGGCGAGCACGCAUGCGUAUAAGAAGCUCAGUGUUAGCCUUAUUUGGAUAUGGUAAUGAGUGGCUUGAGACAGCCAAUACAAAACGGGAUUUUGUCCACGUGAGAGUGAAAGACCGCUGCGGAGGCGGGGCCAAACUCGAUGCUGAGUUGAAAACCAGUGGACAAGCCACAGCGCAUUCAGUGUAGGGAGAAGCAGGGACAUUCAAUGAGGGGGGAACUUUGUUAGUAUGAACUUUAGAAAUAUUUGCAGAAUAUUGUAAAAAUAACCAAAAUCCCUCGUAAACCAAUAACCUGCCCAUAGGGUUUGGGAUUUUUAGUUUAGUUUGCCCGGAAAGGGCUUCUACACUCACUAUUCUUACACUUUUUUGAAAGAAUGUGUGAGACAGACAGUUAGCCAGCUAGCUAGCUAGCUGAGAGCCGAUAGUGGCGGCAGGAGAACAAAAGAUUUUUUUCUGCGUUUUGGCCGUUUGUACUGACACUAAGUCCAUGCAGAACGUGUCAUUACCAUCACAAUGCCCGUUUUACUUUUUCUGAUAGACACGUCCGCUUCAAUGAACCAGCGCACCCAUCUGGGCACUACCUAUCUGGACAUAGCAAAAGGCGCUGUUGAGACUUUUAUGAAGCUCAGAGGGAGAGAUCCGGCGAGCCGAGGGGACCGGUAUAUGUUGGUAAAUUUUGACGACGUUCCUUUCGGGAUCAAGGCUGGGUGGAAGGAGACUCAUGCCACGUUCAUGACAGAGCUACGAAACCUCCAGGCCACCGGACUCACAACAAUCGGCCAUUCCUUGAGGACUGCUUUUGAUUUACUCAAUCUCAAUAGAUUAGUGACUGGGAUAGACAACUAUGGACAGGGAAGGAACCCAUUCUUUCUGGAACCUGCCAUUAUAAUUGCUGUCACUGAUGGAAACAAGUUGACAAGCAGCAGUGGAGUCCAAGAUGAGCUCCAUCUGCCUCUGACCACCCCUUUGCCGGGCAGUGAACUGACGAAGGAACCCUUCCGCUGGGACCAGCGUCUGUUUGCUUUGGUGCUGAGGAUCGCUGGUAAUGCCUCAGUGGAGCCUGAACCCCUCGGUGGUGUCCCGUCUGACGAUUCUCCCAUCACUCCAAUGUGUGAGGUCACUGGAGGACGUUCUUACAGUGUUUUCUCUCAGAGGAUGUUGAAUCAAUGUCUGGAGUCUCUGGUGCAGAAAAUCCAGAGUGGUGUGGUGAUUAACUUUGAGAAGACUGGGCCUGAUCCUCCUCCCCUGGAAGAUACGCCAGCUGAGGCGUUGAAGUCCGGACCACAGCCUUGGCAUUGUUGUCACAAACUCAUCUAUGUUCGACCCAAUCCUAAAACAGGCGUGCCUAUUGGUCACUGGCCAAUUCCUGAGGCCUUUUGGCCUGACCAAAACUCUCCUACGCUGGUGUUUGUAUGUAACAGUGCCAAAUACAGUGACCUGGGCCAACCCUUUGGCUACCUGAAAGCCAGCACUGCUCUCAACUGUGUCAACUUGUUUGUGAUGCCCUACAAUUACCCUGUGCUCCUGCCACUUUUAGACGACUUAAUCAAAGUGCACAAGUUCAAGCCGACCAUCAAAUGGCGACAGUCUUUCGAGAACUACUUGAAGACCAUGCCUCCAUACUAUAUUGGGUCUUUAAGGAAAGCCCUAAGAAUCAUGGGAGCACCGAACCUGCUGGCAGACAACAUUGAGUACGGUCUGAGCUAUAGUGUGGUCUCCUAUCUGAAGAAGCUCAGUCAGCAGACAAAAAUAGAGUAUGAUCGACUGAUCGCCUCGAUUGGUAAAAAACCACCUGCAGAACUGGGCAUCAAGGUGCGCUGGCGGGGAGGGGGUAUUUCUCUAGCCCAGCGCAGGAAUUUCAUCCAGCAAUUGCAGAGUUUGACAGGAGAGACUCCGUCUCUGCCCAUGGAGCUCAACUCUAAAGAAUUCCAAGGUUUUCAUUUGGCUCUGCUCAACAAGAGCCUGAAACCUCAGAGCUUUAGGAAUCCCUACGACAUCCCACGCAGCCACCUGCUGGACCAGCUGAGCCGAAUGAGGAGGAAUCUUCUCAACACCAGCGUCUGUACACUCAGAGGGCAAGACUCAGACCAGCUUCAUAGUGUGCCAAUCGCCCAGAUGGGCAACUACCAGGACUUCCUCAAAGCUGCUCCUCAGCCUCUUCGAGACGCAGACCCUGAACAACCUAAACGUCUCCACACGUUCGGCAACCCCUUCAAGCUGGACAAGAAGGGAAUGAUGAUUGAUGAGGCAGACGAGUUUGUCACGGGGCCUCAGAACAAGGGCAAGAGACCAGGAGAAAACAACAACAUGCAGGGUGGAGGCCCCAAGAGACGUCGCUGUAUGUCCCCGCUGCUGCGUCUAGGCAGGGCUUAUACACCUCCAGUGACGCCACCUGCCAGCCCUCGAUCUGCAGGAGACAUGGAGAUGACUGAUGGAGCUCCAGAACCCGACUUGAUUAUCAACCACCUGAACCAGAACCACUACAACUCAGACAGUGGCUCAGACUCAGAGGUGGAUCUUCCCUCAGGACCACCCAACCACCGCGAGUACCACACAGCUAUGGGCCCCCAGGACCUGAGGCACAGGGACGAUGAGGAGAACGGUCAACUCCAUGAUGGCGAACAUCUGCUGGGAAGCGAGGAAGGAAUGGAAGUACAGCUUCUGGAUGAACAGCCCCCACGAUACAUGUCACCAACAGCUCUGAAGAAGCACAUUCACACUGAGACGACAAAGGUGAACAACGAGCUGAGGGUCCUCAUUACCAAGGAGAUCAGGAAACCUGGCAGACACUACGAGAAGAUCUUCCUCCUCCUGAAGCAGAUACAGGGAACGUUGGACACUCGGCUCAUCUUUCUCCAGAACAUCAUCAAAGAGGCAGCCAGGUUCAAAAAGCGCGUCCUCAUCGAGCAGCUGGAAAACUUCCUGGAAGAGAUUCACAACAGAUCUAACAACCUGAACCACAUGGACCCACUCUGAGACUGAGUCAGUUCUCAGAGUCAGUGAACUGAUAAGAAACGCCACCAUCCACCACACCCUUCUCACCCCCUCCACCCCUCCCUGCUGUGUUCAGCGGCCACCACAGAGGUCAGACAAGGCAGCACCCGGCAUUCAGCACUGUCACCUCCACACUUCUUCAGGAUUGUUUCUGGACAUGGUUUGGACCAGAAGAUUGGAGGAUGUUUCUUAGGUACUAAAAACAAACAUCAGCAAAAUUUCGCCCAUGUUUUUUUUUUUUUUACAAAUUUAAAUCUUAUGACAAGAGGUCACCAUUUUGAACUCCAUGUUACAAUCAUGAGUUCUCCAGUGUCCAGAAACAGGCAGAUUGAAGAUUGGGGGAAAUCUAGUAAAUUAUUAACCAUAGGUGUGAAUGUGUGUGAGAAUGCAUGUUGUCCUGUCCUUGGUUGGUCUUUUCGUGCGACUCGGGGAUUAACGGGAGCCAGUCGUGUUCAGUGAUACACUUUAAUUUCUGUCUUCUUCCCCUUCGUCCAUUUGUGGAUUCACAUUCUUGUUUUUGGUGAAAGAAUGAAAGUUUAACAUUCUGUUUGAAAUGUAUCUUUGUACACUCCACUAAGUGAAGCACUCCAGCACUAUGCUCUUAAAACAGUAAAAAUAGAAAUUACCCAACAGAUAAAUUACUAAGUAUUAAACAGAAAAAAUGAACGCAAGGGAAAAAUCACAGAAUGACUCAGUGAAAUGGUGAAAUAAUAAUAAAAAAUAGCAACAUUAUUGGUUAAAAUGUUGAAAACACAGGGACAAAAAUAGCUCAGGAACUGUUACCAAUGCAUCACAAUCAGCAAUAACAUCACAGCUGCAUUGAUUCCUUCCCUACCAUCAGUUUUAUUCUUAUUUUAAUGAAACGUCUUGUAUGCAACACCACUCUAGUGCUGAUAACUAUAGGUUUGGACGCCAGUUUGCUGGUUGCUGCCAAAAUAACGCCCCCUCCCCUCCACCAUGAAUCUCAAAUCAACAUCUUGCCACUUAACCCUAAAUGCACUUGUGUAAAUUUGAGAAUGCUUAUUUAAUGUAAUUUUAAACAGAAAAAAAACUACCUUUACUUCCUCAGAUACGGUGGUCAGGCAUUUUCUCAAAUAUACACAAAUUAUUUGACUGGAUGCGUUGGAAGUCGGGAGUUGAUUUCUGAUUCAGGGGCACCCAUUCUCUUCCUUUUUCUCCCUCCCCAGACAGGGACCAAAAUCUGCCAUAUUUACUUGUCUGUUUGUUUGUGAAGAGGCCGCUACCAAAAGAGUAUUUUGAAUACACUGUAAAGAUGUAAAUAAGCCUAGAGUACUAUUUAAAGAGAAUGUUGAGCGUCAAAAUGGCCUUUUUGUAAGUAUUUCCAUUAAUAAAGUUUCUAUUUUACACUGUGAAGGGCCAUGUAAAUAAAGUGUUCUGUAAA